ACACACAUACUAGAAGUCUAGAACACUGUGUAGUGUCUACUCUUACACUCCGUUCCCUUCAUUCCUUUUAUUCAGUGCGUGCGGGUGCAUCGAGAGCCACGUACACCAUCACAGGCCUCGACACUUCGCCGGUGAAAAUGAUCGUUUGCGUCGCUGUCGUUGGUCACCAGAACAAUCCGUUGUACAUACAGAGCUUCACGGAAGCCGAUGAUGCUCUCAAGCUUCAUCACAUCGUCCAUUGCUCGCUCGAUGUGGUAGACGAAAGAGUGAACAAUCCUAAGAAAUCUGGACCGAUGCUGAAUGAGACAUUUCUGGGAUUGCUUUAUCCUAUCGAAAAUUACAAAGUCUAUGGAUAUUUGACUAAUACAAAGGUGAAAUUUAUCUUGGUGACCACGGAUCUGGAUGUUAAAGAUGCAGAUGUAAGAAAUUUUUUCAGGAGAUUCCAUUCUGCAUAUGUAGAUGCAGUUUCAAACCCAUUCCAUGUGCCAGGUAAAAAGAUAACAUCCAGAACUUUUGCAGAAAGAGUGAGCACAAUCGUCAAGUCAUUUGGUUUUAGUUCGGCUGCGUGAACAUCUAUUAUUGGUGCUAGUCUGAUCCUUUGUUGAUAUCUGGCACGAAACCUUUUUUAUUUCUUUUUACCUUGUAACUUUAGUAUUCCUUAGGAAUUGAAUUUCGCCAUGGUAAAAUAUGCUUAGGAACAUUUUCAACAGGGUUUAAUGUUCAUUGUUCAAUACUCCCUCCGGCCUCAUAUGUAAGCAAAAGUAGCUUUUUUAGAUUCAUUGGAAAAUUGAUGUAUUUAGUCUAAAAUAUAGACCAAAUACAUCACUUUUUUAAUGAACCUAAAAAUGCUACUUUUGCUUACAUAUGUGGCCGGAGGGAGUAUAUCAUAUUAAAAAUGAAUCUUCACAUUUUUUUUUAUACUUUCCCUUUAAAUUUACUGAUACUAAGAUAAAUUUCUAUGUUGCUGAACAUGUAAUCUUGAAGUGAGGUUUUUGCACUAGCGGGAAACAGUGAUGCAUUGCUGCCCUGAAAUGGUUGGGAGUUAGAAUUAAUUAUUGGAGUGGCUUUGUGGGGUGUUUCUUGUUAGUUAUGUCCCUUUAUAAAGGCUUACUAUUAAGCAUUAUAGUAACAGGGCUCGUAGCAAGAUCUUUGCAACACCUAUGGAAUUGUGCUCUGCAUAAGAUGGAUAUCAUAACAUAUUUCUAGGAAUGUGGUAAAUCACAUAGUGUACCUUAUAUUUUAGAGAAUCUGUUGGUAUCAUAUAGAUUGAGAAUUAAGAAUAUACUUUGAUGGCCUAUGAAGAUUGGUUCGGUUGAUAAGAACUUGGUUUAUAACUUGCAAGGACGUGAAGACCUCUUUGGUGGGUGAUAUGUAAGUGUAUUCUCUAUAACUAUAAGCGUUCUACCUUGACCCUAACUUGUCUAAA
Molecule: messenger RNA, 1426 nt
Organism: Trifolium pratense (red clover)
Lineage: Eukaryota; Viridiplantae; Streptophyta; Magnoliopsida; Fabales; Fabaceae
Product: trafficking protein particle complex subunit 2-like protein
Exons: 5
Coding region: 138-569 (143 amino acids)
Biological process (GO): endoplasmic reticulum to Golgi vesicle-mediated transport
Cellular component (GO): nucleus; cytoplasm; TRAPP complex
Source: RefSeq, a predicted model, not a curated record